Molecule: messenger RNA, 1684 nt
Organism: Lingula anatina
Lineage: Eukaryota; Metazoa; Brachiopoda; Lingulata; Lingulida; Lingulidae
Product: beta-1,3-galactosyltransferase 1-like
Biological process (GO): protein O-linked glycosylation
Cellular component (GO): Golgi membrane
Molecular function (GO): N-acetyl-beta-D-glucosaminide beta-(1,3)-galactosyltransferase activity
Source: RefSeq, a predicted model, not a curated record
UAAAAGCUUUUUGUGUGUUUACCAAAUUUCAUUGAGGAAUAACAUUUACUACUUACUGAAAAGUACUCAAUAAAGUGCAAAUAUCAUAAAAUGCAGAUAACCUAAAGAAACAUUUGUGAUUACUUUGAUGUUGUAUCUAGUAAUUCCACUGUAAUAAUAAGAUGAUCCAAACAGUCAACUUUAUAAGAUUUAAAUACUUAUUCAAUACAACAAUUUCUGUUUUGAUUUUUCACGUGCUGUGCUCUGCUGCUGUUGUCAAAUUAUCUCAUUCCACAAACAAAACUAUUUCUUUGUACUGCACAACACUAUAACUGACUCCUGUAUAAACAACUGGUUUUCUGACUGCCCUUUUGUUGACCUAUUUUUACCUGCCCAGAUGGCAGCACUGAGCACCUGGCAUGGUGACCUUGACCUAUUCCCACCUGUGAAAUGGAGGUGUAUGCAUCAUGAUGGUACACAUAGGCAGUGAUGGCAUGAUUAGGGCUGCACACCUGUUGUUACUAGCUGUCAGUGUGAUCUCAGUGGAAGACAACGACAUGGAAAAAGGGACAAACACACACAUAAAACCAGUUCCAAGACCAAAAGACUCUCCCAUACCUGGAAGGUUCUGGGAUGCACCAAGAAACUGUAACCCUCAUCCCUAUACCUUCACCAGGAAUACAGAUAUAUGUUCCAGGUACAGAGAUAUAGUUCUCCUCAUAGCAGUCAAGACACAUUUUCCACAUAUAGACACAAGAACUGUGAUCAGGAAAACCUGGGGUGCUAAGGGUUUAAACUCUAAUUUCAAUGUAGUGGUGGUCUUCUUUUUUGCCACACCUAAAAAUGUUCACACUCAAAGAGCCAUAGAGAGGGAGCAUCGUAAAUACAAGGACAUUGCGCAAGAAGAUUUUGUUGAAGACUUUCGCAAUCUCACCACUAAAGUGAUGGGGAUUUUCAAAUGGGCACAGACCUACUGCAGUAAUGCGCAGAAUGUCAUGGUCACUGAUGACCAAAUAGUGAUAGACAUGUACAAGCUGGUUCCGUAUGUUAUAGAGCAUUCUGGACCUGGCAUGCAGCAUUUCAAGCUCUGCUACCUCUAUCCCUGCUGUACUAGGGUGCACAGAUCACGGCAAACAAAGUAUGGUUUAACUAAGGAGGAAUACAAGAGCAAUGCAUUCCCAUCGUACUGUUCAGGGACUGCAUAUAUUGUCAGCCUGUCAACAGCCAAAGCCUUGUUUUCUAUGUCACUACAGACACCUUAUUUAUUCAUGGAUGAUGUCUAUGUUGGCAUAUUGGCAGCUAAGCUCAAUUUUACCUUUUUAGAUAGUUAUAAAGCUUUUGCUGGCAUUGGAAAUACCCCCUCUUUAAUGAAAAACUUUAUGGAUUCAAAGUAUUUGACUAGUCCCAUAAUGAUAGGAAUUACAGAUUUUGACUACAGAGGAAAGGAAAACUACAUAAUGAAGCAAGUGUGGUCUCACAUACAAACUAGUCAUAGUAAAGAAGAUGAAAUAGAGAAGAAUGUGGUUGUUAUAUAUGAAAAAGAUGAUGGUGGAAAAGACAUGGCUUCUUGGUCAGAGUUGAGCUUUCUAAACUUUCUUGAACUGGGUCUGAUAGCCUGUGUAUUAGUUAUUAUUUUUGCUGUCACACUGAACAGAAAAUCAAAGAAAUCAGCUAAUAAAUUAGUUUGAGCCAUUUUUUAUUUCUA